This is a messenger RNA of Microstroma glucosiphilum, 1043 nucleotides long. RefSeq lists its product as hypothetical. The transcript is spliced from 3 exons. The coding region runs from base 246 to 908 and encodes 220 amino acids. The record is from RefSeq and is a predicted model, not a curated record. NCBI's taxonomy places the organism in Eukaryota, Fungi, Basidiomycota, Exobasidiomycetes, Microstromatales, Microstromataceae.
CUCAAAGUCAGGCUCAAGGUCAUGGUCAGAGCCAAAUUCAGAACCAACCUCUUCGUUCCCAUGAGCAUCCCCUCGGGCUAGAGCUGGGAGAGAUUGCGAUUCCCCGUCGAUCAAGCUCUGUCAAUAGACUCUCUUCCUCCAAUGACGGCAAUGGCAGAUCUGGAGACGUGCAGAACUCUGGUGCUGCUCAAGUUCGACACAAGUCGCCCUUUGUAAUACCACACAGUGCUCCACCUACACCCACAAUGUCACCUCCUCUUGGUAGGAUCGGCAAGGAUCCUCGAAGUCCUGGUGCUGCAUCUCCCACUGAAGGACUAGGUGCAGGAUGGAAGCCAAUUGAGUCCAACUCCUCCAACAAUCACGGCGCGAAUGUCGGUAUGCCCACCCACAAUCUCCCUGUAGGCUCUCCCAUUGCACCUCAGCAGUCCUUCGUGCCUGGCCCCACAAUCCCCACAUCCAGCAAUGGCAGACCCAGCACUCCCUCCCCCGUCUCCUCUAGCUCUACCUGUACGCCAUCCAACCCCAUCUCCACCACCUACCAGAUCACCCCAACAGGCUAUGUCAUCUUCGGCAACGAUCUGCGCAGUCAGCAAGUUCGACGCGACAUGGAGGAGCUCCUCUCCGUCCUCUUCCCCGGAACCACCAUCCAUACUGGACGUGCAGAACUGGCAGAAGCUGAAUCUCAAUUGCUUCGACUGGCACAGAGUCUAGCAGUAGCGUUUCAUAAGAGGUGGUUUCUUUUGCAAACGGCGCGAGGGGAUUACGAUGACUUGAGGGGUCCGAAUGGCUCCAUGUCUCUUUUCAACGUCGAGGCUCUCCAGAGGGCUUUCAAGAUUGUGGGGAGUUCUGGAGCUGCUGAGGGAUCCUUGAGGAGGGGUAGAGAGCUGGAGCGGGAGGCGGAACGCUGACCUCUCUACCACUCUCCCUCUCCCUCUCUCCCUUUCUGAUCUUCUCACUGCUUGGCAGCAGUCAACAAUCUCCUCCUCCUCCACUCCCUCACCUUCCACUCCACACCAAAACAACUCAACCCUCUUCUCCUCCUC